This is a messenger RNA of Marchantia polymorpha subsp. ruderalis, 303 nucleotides long. The record is from the annotation of a GenBank genome assembly. NCBI's taxonomy places the organism in Eukaryota, Viridiplantae, Streptophyta, Marchantiopsida, Marchantiales, Marchantiaceae.
AUGGGUCGAGACCUGGAGUUGGAACUCCGAGAAACUGGGACUGGUGGUGAUCGGAGAGCGGGAGGAGAACGAGGCCCACCGAACUUGACCGGGGAGGAAGCAGCGGGAGGGAGGAAGGGAGAGAGAGAGAGGCGACGAGGGCGGCGAAGAGCGCAGCAGAGGGCUCCCAUUGCGUGUGUGCGUCUGCCUGCUGCGACGGCUCGAGCGAGAGAGAGGGGGAGAGGGAGGGAGGGGCCGUGGCAGGGAGGGGAGGGAGGGAGUUUUCGUCGAGGGGGCCUGGGGAAGUCGCGAGAGUGCAGCUGA